GCGCCUCGCUCGGUUCACCCGCCUGCAUCCGUGGCUGCGCCUGCUCCGGGCCGCGCCGGGGCCAGCACGGCAGUACAGGGCCGAGGAGGUCGAGGCGGCGCCGGCGUUCCUGGAGGCGUUCGACGAGAUCCGCGCAGACGACGCGGAGUUCGACCACAUCCGCGCAGACGACGCGGAGGUCAUCGACGCGAUCGAGGCCGCGCUGCUGGACGACGUCGCCGAGCAGCCUGGCAUCAAGCGGUCCCGCCGCGAGUGGGCAGCUCACGCCAGGGCGGCGAAGAGCAAGAAGAUGACCGACAAGCUUCGUCGGGACAUCAAGGCGGAGGAUUUCAAGCUUGCGGCCAAGGCAGCGUUCAUGCCAAGCAAGGCGAAGGUGGCGAUUGGCGUCCAGCACCGUCGCCUCAUCGCCAUGGCGGCGCGCGUCACGAAGCAGAGGCAGGCCGUGGCAGUCGACAGUUUCUUGAACAAGAGCAAGGAAGAGCUGCGCUUUCCGAACCGCGCAGUUCACGUCGCUAUCGGGCACAUGUGGGACGAGGUGGAGGUGAAGCACAAGUGGAAGCCGUCGGCUAGAUACAGGACGUUCGAGCAGCAGGUCAAGAUGCCAGUUGUCGUCCAGCGGGCGACCUUCAACACGACCCUCUUCGACAUGGCGCGCAACAGGGCGGCGCAGUACCAAGAGUACUACUUGGCGCAGGCGGUGGAGAUCGACGGCACCAAAGCUAAGGACAUCUUGCCAGCUGUUAGACAGGGCCUUCCGGCAAAGUUCGAUGUGCUGGACGUCGAGAACUUCGCGAAGUCGGCCGACAACUACACGAGCUACACCUACAUGCCGUGCCCUGACAGGGCCAGCAGCAACAUCAACAUUAUCAAGAAGUUUGCGACUGUGAUCGACACUCAGAUUGUGCGCGAGGCGGGGCAUCACAUUUUGUUCUGGCCCGACACCUGCGGGAUUCACGCGCACCACCGGGGCAAAAUGAAGAUGAAGUCGCUUCGGCGGCACACCAUGAGGCAGUUCGCCAUCGUAUCGAUGAACAAAUACCGUGGUCGACUACAGCGCAACAUUUUAGGAAUCGAAGCCAUCGUGAAGCGCGAGCUGACGAGGGAGAUCGGGCCGCCACCACCUUGGGCCCACUCUAUGACAGCAGUUGUGGACCUGCUUUUCAACGCGGAGGACGAGUACCACCGCCAUCAGGGCAACGAAUCGCAGAUGCUCAGGGACCUCAGGGAGCUUUGCAAAGUUGCGAACGGCAGUUUGAGCAAUGAUAAGUUUAUUCAUCAUUGUUGGGAUUUCGAGACGUCCAGGCCGUGCUGCCGAUCGCUGGACGAGUCUAUUGACAAAGUGGACCAAUACCUUAUCAACAUCAAAAGGACAUUGCUUCGCAGGCUCUAUCACAAGAUCGGCCUGGACUGCUUCACUGGCACGUUGUACGCUUCCGACUGGGACACGUCAAACCCACCUGAUGUGAGCAUUGGCGACGAGGCACUUGAUGAUUACAUGAAGCACGUGUUUCGGGCACGUGCGAAAAAGGUGAAAGAAUACUAUGAGUCAGAGGAGAUGAUGCGUGAGCUGGUGGUCUUCAUGGCGAUCCUCGAGGCUGCAGAUGCUCGCCUCCUGUACCCUAUGCUGGGAGAUGCCAUUCGUGACGACGGUGACCGCAGCAAGCUCGACAUGCUCCUCGACACAGACUCGUUGAUAGGCCAAUUCACCGAGGACAUGCUCGGCUUGCUCAACGUGUGGGACAACGGCGACGCCUCAAGGCGUCCGUGGAUGCUGCUGGACAUCAUGAAAGUGCCCAUGCAAUGCCAGAUAUUCUCACGAUGGGCUCGCAGUCAAAUUUUGAGGUUGAGCUCGGUCAUGAGUCGUCGCUACGAGGUUCGGUUUUCUGCACUGCCGUAUUCGAUGUAUCCUUUAUCUAGCCCUCGAGCGUCGGUAGCUGCGAAGCGAGCCACGGCCGAGAGGACACGUGCACUUGCUGAGCAUGGUGAGAUGCUAGACUGCUACACCAGAGGCAUUCUCAGGCUUUUCCCCACGGUGAACGACAUGCUCUCGCUAAAAUGCCAGAUGGUUUUGAACAGCGACUUCCGCGCGCACUGCUACGGCUCCGACCAGGUGGAGAGGCUCAACAGCGAGUACACCGCUCGCCACCAUGUGCGAGCACCUGGAGUUAAGGACAAGGAGUCUCUGCAAGAAGUUGACGUGUUAUGUUCACCUUUACUUGCGUGUAUUGAGCGUCCGCAGUUGCAGGACGCCGACGCGAUCGCGGAGGCGGCCCCUGGGACACCGGUGGCAAUGGAGAUUGACGACGCUCCUCGUGGCUUGAACCCCUACUUGCUCGAGAAGAACACGUACAUGAGGGACGCCAAGAAGGCCAAGGGGUCGAACUUGACCCCAGCAGAGGUCGAUGCAUACACAAAGGAGUUCAAGUUGAUGUGGGCGAACAGGGAUGCAGAUACCUACCGAGAAGCUUAUCAGCUUUGGAGGCAAAAUCACGAAGGGGAUGAUCAACAACAACCUGGCGAGACUGACAUUCCGAAGUACGAGCAGAUCUGGGGCGGCGGUGAGCCUUCCACGCCGUUGACAGCGCAGGAGAUGCACGGCUACGUCAGCGAGCACGGUUGGCCGUCCGACGCGGAGGUUCAGGACAGGGACAUGAGCGAGAGGAGGAUCGCAAGCGACGCGACGGUCACUUUCGACUCGGACGAGGUCGCCAACGCGGAUCCCUGGGGCACUGGGAGAAGCGCACGGAACAUCCCGAGGGCGUGGGCCAGGGUACCCCAGGCGAUGGACAUCAUCGAGAAGGGCAUCUUCAACUGGUUCCUCUCCCUCGGCGCCGAGAGAGCAGAUGCGUCCGACAUCAUGCUGGUUGCCGAGGGACCGCUGGCAGAUGGUGGUGGAUUCCAGCGCAAGGUCGCCAUCGUCAGCGACGUCACCUACAACCCGCGCGUCUUCGACGUGGUCGCGAACAGCUUCGUGCAGGAGGACCUCGCCACUAGCGAGGCGCUCGUUCUACCAGCCAUCGUGAGCAUCGACGCUCGCGCGAAUAGAGUCAGUGGCCAAUAUCAGGCACUUGACUCCAUGACCUCAGACGAGUGGAUCUGGGGCAUAAUCGAACAGCUAGGGGAGCACGACAUCGACCUUGCCGACACCGAUUGUGCAUCCUCGAUCCAGUCCGUGGAGGAGAUGGAGGCAGCGUACGACGAGAAAAUACCACCAGCUCUCGUUGAGUCCGAGCUUCCAGAGCCAGCCGUAGACCCUAGGGAUCGCCCUGCACUGGAACCGCCUGAGGAGCCGCGUGAAGACGCAGCUGACCUUCACGGUGAAGCAGUUGCGUUCGUCGCCGACGCUGUUGGCGCCGCCGACCAUGAUGUAGGUGCUGCAGCCGCUCCUGCGGAGGAGCCCGAGCCUGCCAUUCCCGACGCCAUUCCCGAGGCACUUCCCGAGGCACUUCCCGACGUCAUUCCCGACGCCGUUCCCGACGCCGUUGCAGCUCCGCCAGCGCCAUGGGAAGCCCUUUCGGAGAUUUCGCCGAUGGGUUAUUUUUACAUCGGUGGCAGGCGCCAGCUGCGCAUUGAGAGAGGUAAGCCAGCGCCUGGCUCGAUUUACAUACACUGCUACAGGCAUCGUGGCAAGUGCUCGUUGCUCGUGACAGAGCACUCGUGCGGCACGGACCUGGAUAUAUGCAAGUGGCUGUUCGACGUUCCAGAAACGCCUGCUGGCGCCACGAACGAGGAGGCGAAGACAUUGGUCAACCGCCAUUUAAACCUCGGGCGCCGCGCCGCCGACGGCGACCGCUUGGUGGACUCCGCGGCCGCGCUCGUUCACCCUCGGUCAGGGAUGUGGCCCGCGCUACGCGAGGUCGCAGAACGACUCCAGAUCUUCGACAUCCACGGGCUGCCGGAUCCAGGUGGCGAUGGUCCACGGCGCGGGUGGCGCGCGCGCACGGUGAAGAGUAAAGAGACGGCGCGUGCGCGCGUCAUGGUCAUAGGUGGGCGGGCGGGCGGCAGCGGUGGCGGGGCGGCUGCGGCGGGGGCGGGGAGUGGCUCCGCAUGGGUGGAGUAUGUGCACAGGAGUGCGCUGGCGCGCGCGGCUUCAUUCCCGAGGCUCGGCCCCGCGUCUCCGAAGCGCGCGAGGCCAUGGAGCCGUGGAGCCCAGGCCGCGCGGCCAGGCGCGGGCCUUGCGGGCCUUGCGCGGGCCCCGCUUUCCAGCGAGGCAGCGGCCUGGGUUGCGCUGGUCGCGGAUGCGGCUGGGCGCCAGCUCGGCGCUGUGAACCCUGACAAGAGGUCACCAGCGCCUAUCCAGCAGAUGAUCAUUCUGAAUCAUUCUGCAGGAGGCGCUCGGCUGACUGACGCAACCAGCCUUGCGGGCCACGGGGCUCAGGAGACCAAGGAGGCCCUGGCGAGCACAGAUCUCGCCGCGCUCUACCGCGGCACGGUCGCCGCGAUUGAAUCGCUCUCGAGGCUGCUGGGCCUCGACGCCGAAGGCCAAGCUGGAUGGGGCGCCAUCGCGGAUGGCUGCCCCGACGCGGCCAGCCAAGCCGUCGGCGUGAAUGAGCCCAUCUGCGUCAACCUACCGAAUGAUAAGUCGAAGCCAGUUAGCAGUGGGGCCGCGUUCGGCUCGGACAAAGCACCUUGUCCUCCGAAGCGUUCGGUGCGCAGCUGCAAGUUGCAACCUGCUUCCGUCUGCAAGGCAGUUGCCAUGCUGGGCGUUCGGGGAGCUUGCGGGGCCGCCUACACUGGCAUUCGCAGUGGCCGCAUCGCUGGCGCUGAAAGACAGCGCGCCGCAAUCGGACAUCGCGCCGGCUCCGCGACCAGAGAGGGCGCGCCGCGCGCAAGCCUUCCCGAGGCGACAGUCGCUAGAGCGAGCAGCAGGUCAGCACCUGCUGGAGCUCGCCCUUUUCUUCACGGCCACCACCACGACUACAUGGUCAGCAGCAGCAGGCAGGACGAAGUAAACACGCAGAUCAUGAACGAAGCUAUGACUAUGAACAGCGGUGGCGACGACAUCCUGCUUGCUUCACUCGACUCGUGCUUCGAGGUCGAGGACUCGCCGCCGUCUUCGUCAGCCACCAGGUGGCGGCUCGGCGUGUUGGAGCCCUCAGCCGCAUCAGCAUCGGCAGCAAUGGCACCAGGGUCGACGGAAGUCAAGAGCCAGGCGGACAAUGACAACUACAACACCGCAGGCGGCAGCCUGGACCGUGUUGACACGCCGAAGAAGGAUGAGGAGAAUGGUACUUCGGGAGGCGCCGCGGCGGCCGCAGCAGCCACCAGUACCGGUGCAGACGCUUCGGAGCCAAGAAACGUGUUCGCCGAGAAAGCGGUCGAUCUCGGGAUCCGCUUGGGCGCCAUGUACACGCACACAAACUACGCUCCACCGGUUGUCCCUCGGUCUCGGGUGAUGACGGACGCAGUCGGGACUGGAGCUGAUGACCGCGAGCUUCUCGAUGUGGAUCCUGAUGCACCCCAUUCGGGAGAAAUCAACAUCGAGGGCCAGGAACUCCACGAGAUGAACUACGCGGAACCGCUGCCGUCUGGAAGUUGCUUCGCAAGUUUGCACAAGAUCCGCCAGACAAUCAGCUCCUACGCGGACAAAGUAUCAGAGCCAAACUGGUUUGCGACAUUCAAGUUGGCCACGGUCCAAGCGCUGAGGCGCAGGCUGGUCCAGCACCGUGACAGCAUCAUGGGGAAGGCCAGCUUCGAGGUCCAGCUGACCUUCCUGCAGUUGGAGGCCAGAGUGGACGCCCUGGUGACGCUGUACGCUGCCAUGAAGAAGUGGCUCGAGAGCCAUGCUGACGCCACGCUGACGGCGACGCUCAAGCCUUUCUCGACGCUUCUGAGCCACCUCAUCGUGAGGGAGCUCCCUCUUGCUCGUGACCUGACUGUCACCCUCUCGUACGGUCUCUUCCAGGGCAUGCUAGAGAAGAAGAUGUCAGUCUCGAAUGCCAUCGCGAACUUCGACGUGCAGAUCUUCGAUAUCAUGGAGGAGCUGCGUGGCGAGGGCGGCGAGGCUGCAGCUGCAGGAGCAAUCGACGAAGCUGCUGCUCCCGCUGAUGCCAAUGUCAAGGAGGAGAUGGAGGAGGGUGACGAUGGCACGCAACCUACAGGACCUGCAGCCAAGAAAGCACGCCACAGGCGGACAAAACAGAGCGACUUGACCAGCAAAGCUGGGGACGCGUCGUCUGCGCACUACUUCACGACCAUGGUCUCGGAAGGCUUCCGCACGUACGUCAAAUCGCAGCCGAACACCGUUCACGGCGAGGUGGGAUUGUUUCGCAGUUUCUUGGAGGACGUGUGCAGCAUGUCUGUCGAGUUCGAGAAGAAGCGGAUCGACCUUGAGCGCGUUGACCUCGAUGCGAUUUCCAGCUACGCUGAGGUUAGGCUGCACGUCUUGGCGAGCGUAGGCGAUGAAACAGCCACGUCCGCGCUGAUGACUGCGAACGACCAGUUCGAGUCCUACUUUGCCGACCUCUUCGAUCACGGGAAGGGCGAGGAGUGGAUCAUCAUCAUGACGGAGUGCACUGAUGAGCGGUACACCGCGCUCCAGGAGUACUUCGAGAAAUUGAGCCCCUUCUUUGGGCCAGCCCUCGGAGCCGUCGAGAAGUGGUCCACCUCAGGCUUGCAGGUCAACGCGUCCUACCUGGCAGAUGCUCUGAACAAUGUCUGCUUGAUCCUCGACAUCGGCAAGUACAUGCUCGUGCACGCUUACAAGGCUCACGUCGGCGAUGAGCUUGAGAAGGUGGCAUCCAUCCUGCACGGCAUCAUUGCAGAGAAGGCGGGCAAGGACAAGGCCAUCGAGGGCAAGGACAAGCAGGAUAAGCAGAAUGAGGGCGAUGCUUCUGCAGAGGGUGGCCCAGCACAUUCCGAAGCUGUGGAGCUGGAGAAGUGCGAGGAAAGCGUGGACGGCAUGGAGUCUGUCAGGCUUCCUGAGCUACCGGUGAAGUCCAGCCUGGAGAAAUUUCAGGACAAGCUCACUGACACCAUGAGUCAGAUGAAGCUCUUCGGCGGCCAGCUGGACGACUUCUACAGCAGGUUGCAGGCGGUAUUGCACAAGUUGCUUCAGCGUGGUGAGUCUCAUGUGCCUGACGGCAGCAUCGCGAAGGACCACCUCGACAGUCACAACUUCAUCAGGGGCCUCGGCCACGCCCACGCUCUACUCCAGGACGUGACGAAGUACGUCUCGCUCGCCGUGUCUCUCGGGCGUGAGUUACUCGAUGAUCAGGAGGACGCCAAGAGGUUCGCGGACACUAUCAUCUCAUUCGCAGCCGUGGUUCGUCAUCUCGAGGGCGAGCAGUUCGCCUUCGAUGUGAACAGCAACGUGACGAAGAUGAACAUCGUGACCGAGCUGAUCGGUCAGUUCAGGCAGUUCUCGGACACUGCAGGACAGCUGAUCUACAUGGGCUGCGCCAAAGAGUUCGUCGCGAAGAAGAUUGCGCAGAUCGAGCCCGUGCCAUCGUUCACUGUCGCCAGUAUUCGGGAUUCCUUGGUCCAAGAGCUUGCUGACUACAAGACGCUGCCCCGCUUGGUGCUGGAUGGACCGCCCUUUCAGGAGUUGGCGAUCGAUAUUGAUUUCCAGGACGGCGCCGAGAAGGACCAGCUGUCGAUCGACGGCAGGCUUCACUCCAUUGCCUUGCGGGAGCUGGCAAGCUUCAUCGAGGCGAGCGGCAUGAAGAGCAUCGAGCUUCCGAAUGUGGUGAAUGGGCAAGACACUAAGAUGCCAGUGCCCAUUGCUUUGAGCCACCUGCAGCUGGCAGUCGUCGUGAAGGACUUGGGGGCGACGGCAGCACUACUGCAUCAUAACCUCUUCGACGACGACGGCCAGAAGGAUCGUCCCAACAAGACGACGCUCUUCGGUCACUUCGUGUUCGUGCAGGCGAUAUUUCAGAGGAUGCUCAUUCGCAUGGACGAGAUGCUACUAUCGGACGAGAUUGCCGAGUUGGAGCGGUCUGGAUGGGUUGGUACUCUGGAUUUGGAGGUAUCCCAUGUGAGGCAGUGGUCUGCGGCGAUGUCGGUGUUCUCUGGCAAGUGCCAGGACAGGCUGCUCAACAUGAUGGCGGAGGUCUUGUCAGAAGACGCGGAGGUCUGCAAGACGAAGACGCCCGACAUGAACGCGUGCUUUGACAGCUCGAGCGGCAAGCUCAACGAGAAGAUCGCGGAGAAGGUCCUGCUGAAGAGCUACUCGGAGGUAGCGACGGCGUACAACGCCAUCCACGGCGACAUCAGCCUCAUGACGAGGGCGCAGAAGCUGCUCUUGCUGAGCCCCGACGUGUCCAAGCACGACGUCACGAGUGCGAGCGUCGCCAUCGGGAUUUCUACCAUGGCGAGCCAGGUCAUUGUGCUGAUCAAGGCCGUCAAGAACCUGGAUUCGUGGCGGACCAGCCCGAACGGCCCGAUGCUGGCCAAGCAGUUCUUGACGGCCAACAACGUCGAGAAGAACAAGGACGUGCCGGUGGGCCUGUGGCAGGAGGUCGCGAGCCUUCCUGCACAUAGUGCGGCCGCCUCGAGCGCGUGCAGCACGCCCCAGGCGAAGGCCUCAGGCGCUGUCAGCGAGCGCUCGGCCUCGGGAUCGCUGUCGGCGCCCAGCACUGGCGAGAAGGCCAGCGCGGGCGACAAGGCCGGCAGCCCAGCAGCGCCCGAGGCCAAGCGCGAGAUCGAGUCAGAUGGUGGCAGCAGGCCUUCCAUCAAGCGCGCGAGCACAGGGCGUGCCAGCCAGGGCCUCGCGAUGCUGCGCACCCUCGCCUGCC
This is a messenger RNA of Prorocentrum cordatum, 8738 nucleotides long. NCBI's taxonomy places the organism in Eukaryota, Dinophyceae, Prorocentrales, Prorocentraceae. The record is from the annotation of a GenBank genome assembly.